AUGUAUAAAGUUGAUUGGAAUUAAGUUCCUGACAUUGGUAAACUUGAUGAUGAGGAGAUGAAACAAUUAAAUAAGAGAAAUAAAUUUCAUAAUCUACCUUAAAAUUAAUGGUUUAAGAAUAGGUAUUUUGAUAAAGUGAAACCAUAAUAUUUGUUUUACCCUGAAGAGAGACGAAUUUAAAUGGAAUUGAAACAAAUAUUUAAUGUAAAGAUUUAAGUGAUAAAUAUAUAGGUUUUUGAUUACAAUGAUUCCAAGACUUUAGAUAUUGCAGAAAUGUUCCUUAUGUUUAAACAUUUUGGUUUUGAUGUCAGUAAGAAUGAUCUUAAAGUUAUUUAUUCUUACAUAGAUUAAGAUAGAGAUUGGGCAUUAAAUUACUAAGAAUUUAAAGCAUUUACUGAAAAUCCUUCAGCUUUAAAAGCAUUUAGAAAUAUGAUGACUAAAAUGUAAAAUACACUUUAAUUAAAUGCAAUUGAAAAUAAGUAUAUUCCAUUAAGUGUUGGAGCAAUGUUAACUCAUUUAUCUUAUAUGAUAAGAAGAGAAUAAUAUAUUAAUAUUUUAUGUGAUAAAAACAUAGUGGAUGCAGAAAAGAAAUAUGAAGCUUUUCGUAAUUUAAUAAUAACAAAAGAAAAGAAAACUGUAGUUGAUGAUGCAUAUGACUUAUACAUCAAGGCUUAAUAUAAAUUAAUGAAUGCCAAAUUAAAAUCUAAUUCUUCUUUAAAUCAAUUAGAUGUAAAAUUAUCAUAACCAAGAUAUAAUAUGUCUUUAAGUACAGUGCCUGGUUUAUAACCUCAAUUAUUUAGAAAUAUGUCAAUGAGAGAUGUAGAGAAUAUUAGACAAUUAACAAAAGUAGUUAGAUUGUAAACUUAAUUAGAAAUUAAAUCAUAUAAUAGUAUUAAGUAAAUUUUAGAUGAAAGUGAUAUAUCUGAAGAUGAAUUCUCAUAAAAAGAAAGUGAUUUAUAAAAAUUAUUAGUUAAAGCUUAAAAUAAUGGUAAAUAAUAAGCUUAAGCUAUAAUAACAUAGAGAAGUAGUAAAGAUUAUCACAAUAAAUCAUAAAUAAGUCUAUUAAGUUUAGAAUAAGUAGAUGAAGAAAUACCAAGAAUGAGAUUUUAAUUGAAAUAAUAAAAAUCAGUACCAACUAAAUAAUUCUUAAGAAGAUAAAUUAGAUUUAAUAAAUAUGAGUAAUCUUUUGAUACAACAUCAUUGAAAUAUCAUUAACUUGAUAGAUCUCCUCAUUAAACUACUUUAGCAUCCAAUGAUUUACCUUCUAAUGAUAGUGCUCUUUUUUCUAAUCGACCUUUAAAGCUACCAUAACUUUUGUGA
Paramecium primaurelia is the source of this 1320-nucleotide messenger RNA. Lineage: Eukaryota; Ciliophora; Oligohymenophorea; Peniculida; Parameciidae. The record is from the annotation of a GenBank genome assembly.